This is a messenger RNA of Salvia splendens (bonfire salvia), 1112 nucleotides long. RefSeq lists its product as uncharacterized. Lineage: Eukaryota; Viridiplantae; Streptophyta; Magnoliopsida; Lamiales; Lamiaceae. The annotation marks the transcript as partial. The record is from RefSeq and is a predicted model, not a curated record. The transcript has 3 exons.
UUUCUUAGAAAUAAUAGAUUUGUGCAGAUAUUUCUACAAACAAGUCUUGAGAAGCUGAAACAGGACCGGGAACCAGAAACUCAUUUCAUUUUCACGGAUUCUGAUAUUUCAGUAAUAGGAGACCUUGAUGAUAUAUUUUCUGACUAUCAUGAUUUUGAUCUGGCUCUUACCUUCCGCAACAACAAAGAUCAACUUCUAAAUUCAGGAUUCAUUGCCGUAAGGGGCACUGCUGAUGGAAUUCAAAAGGGCGUGGCGUUCUUACAAGAAGUACUAGAAGUUUACAGUUCAAAAUUUAUGCGAGCUUCUCGAAUGCUUGAAGACCAAUUAGCUCUUGCAUGGGUUGUUAAAUCUGAACCCAACUUUAACAUGAAAAGGUUCUCUAGAAGAGAGGCUUUCCAAGACAUGAUUGGUGGUGCUUCGGUGCUUUUCCUACCGUGCUUGCUUUAUAAUUGGACACCACCAGAGGGUGCAGGCCAAUUUCAUGGAAUGCAUUUGGGUGUGAAGGUAGUCCAUUUUAAAGGAUCAAGAAAACGACUGAUGCUCGAGGCCUGGAACUACUACCUGUCGUCUCGUCAUAACCUCCCUGAUAUGCUAUGCAUCAUCUUGAGAAGUGGAAGAGCAAAAUAUGACUUCUGAACUCUGUAUGGGCUUCUUUUUCCAUAGCAACCAUCAUUAUCAUUAUCAAGUUGCAUGAUUUGAUCCCUUCAAUUUGAAGGUGUUUCGAUGAACUGAUGCUUCAUCAAGUCCUUCACUCACUGUCACAUGAAACCAUGUUCCAACAGAGCUCCUUAACCGGUGGUUGUUGGUUUCAAGAAGUUAGUAUCUGCUACUGCCCAACACGAGAUUAUCCGGGGACAAGAAGAAAUCCACAUUCGCCAACACGUCUCACUUCUCUGGCACUAACUCUACCUCGUCUUUCCUUUCUCAGCUUCAAAGGCGUGUGCUUUGGAGAUUUGUUUAGAAAACAGUUCAAUUGAAUAGCGACAGAUUACCUAUAAACUCAAGUUUUUACUUUUCAGUAUGGAUCUCAAUGUGACUAUGAAUUCGUUACUGAUAUUUUGUUUUCUUGAAGAGGUAAAAAAAGUGGUCCAGUUGCUAUUAUGUCGAGUUCA